This is a messenger RNA of Necator americanus (New World hookworm), 2172 nucleotides long. RefSeq lists its product as uncharacterized. The record is from RefSeq and is a predicted model, not a curated record. NCBI's taxonomy places the organism in Eukaryota, Metazoa, Nematoda, Chromadorea, Rhabditida, Ancylostomatidae. The coding region runs from base 1 to 2172 and encodes 723 amino acids. The transcript has a single exon.
AUGCUCCUUGACCCUAAUACACAAUGGGCGUCCCGUUUCCCCUAUAUAAUCGUCACCGCACAACCUGCACGUGAUACGAUACACCACUCCCGAUAUCAUGCAAUCACCCUCUCUUCCAUACGGGGAAACCACGCAGCUGGGAGUUGUGCAGAGUCGAUCAUACACACGGUUACGUACCAGCUGACCUUUGGGCAAGAGAACAGAAUAGCUGAGCAAGUAUCCUUACCCUCCAUACCUUUCCCGCGUAUGAUGUAUAAACCACCUGAACCCAACCCCACGGUAGACAACAAGUUUCGAGUGUUCGCAACAUCGGUGUAUUCCGUUUUGGAGCGUUUCUCGAGAAAACACGUAAAUUUCAAUCUAACUGUCGCGCAACGUCGAGGCCUACGUGAGAUUCGCAAUCUUAUUACAGCUGGAGAAAUCAAGGUUUCCGUUAGUGAUAAGGGAGGCGAAUUUGUUGUCCUAUCACGUGAACUAGACAAGGCGAUAACGAGACAACAUCUUGAGGAUGACAGUCUAUAUGUCCCAUCUUCCGCCAAUGAGUUUAGAAAGCAAUAUCGCCGCCUAAACAGGGUUUGGGUAGAAACGGCUGGAACAACAGGGCUCCCAAAAAUCUUUAUUACGCGUCUCAAGAACGACUUACCCGCAUGUCCAGUCCUAUACACGCUAAUCAAAACUCACAAGCUCUCUGAAAAUGGCCUCACUUCGAACGAUCCACGUGACUUUAAAGUGAGGCCUAUCAUUAGUGGUAUCGGGGGCCCCACGGAUAGAAUUUCCUGGCUGCUCAACAUAAUCCUAAAUCAGCUGCUCAGAUAUGUCCCUGCCCACCUCAGCAGUUCUAGCAACUUCCUAAAACAUCUCCGCAGUACCUCAUUUGAGUGUGAAUGUGUAGUAGAGACCUUUGACGUUACGUCACUCUAUACGAACGUUUCAAACGAUGUAGCGAUGCAGGCUGUUCACGAACUGCUCACGCAGCGCCAGGCUUCUUUGAACAUGUAUGGAUUCAGCAUCAGGCAGAUCAUGACAUUGAUAAACGAAUGCCUGAAUUGCUCUAUUUUCCGAUGGUCGGGACAGUACUACCGACAACUUAGAGGCCUAGCUAUGGGACAAAGGCUGGCACCCACUCUCGCCAUUGUUUUCAUGGCCAAGAUCGAAAAGCCUAUAAUAGACCGCAAACCACUGCUGUAUUAUCGUUACAUAGAUGAUUGCUGCGUCGUCUGCUCAACCCAAGCAGAACUAGACGCGUGCUUCAAUCUUCUCAAUCAGCAGUGUCCGCACAUUAAGUUCACAAGGGAGAGACCGAUAGACAACUGGUUGGCUUUCCUGAAUGUGCACAUUUACUUGCGGAAUGGGAUAUGUAAGACUAAGUGGUACCGGAAACCCAGUAGUAAAAACAUCUUAAUCCACUAUCUUUCAGCGCAUCCUAGCAAAAUGAAAAAAAAAUCUGUUAUAGGUAACGUGUACAGGACGGCGGCAAGAGUCUCAUCGAGUAGCCAGGAAAAAACAUGGUCUAUAAAUGUGGCCCAUAAAGUAGCAAUGUCCAAUGGGUACCCAGCUGGAGAUGGUGCUACCCGACAAGCACGGUAUCCCUCUCGAAGACCCAACGUAGUGGAUGGCCCAGAGAAGAUCCCUUUCUGUUUACCUUAUAUAUCUGAUGAUAUGAGCAGAGCAGUACGGGGCUGUCUACGAAAAGCGGGUCUAGGGAAUGACGUGAGGGUUGUGGAAAUACCUCCAGCAAAUCUCAAGGGUCAGCUGGUACGUAACCGUGUGUAUGAUCGACUCUGCACAACUCCCAGCUGCGUGGUUUCCCCGUAUGGAAGAGAGGGUGAUUGCAUGAUAUCGGGAGUGGUGUAUCGUAUCACGUGCAGGUUGUGCGGUGACGAUUAUAUAGGGGAAACGGGACGCCCAUUGUGUAUUAGGGUCAAGGAGCAUCUAGAUGGACUCGCAAAAUCAAAAACCUUCACCCCACUUGGAGCACACCGUAGAAUAUGUCAUCCAAACUCCGAAGUAGAGGUAGAAGUUCGUAUAUUAUCCUACGAGUCCGAAAUCACAGCACGCAGAACGCUAGAGGCCUUUUGGAUAACCGCCAAAAGUCCAAAAAUGAACAAGAAGGAUGACUGCAUUGCGAUCACAAACGAGUUAUCCCCGUAUCAAGACCUAUGCGGAUUUUGA